Messenger RNA from Didymodactylos carnosus, 537 nucleotides. Lineage: Eukaryota; Metazoa; Rotifera; Eurotatoria; Philodinida; Philodinidae. The record is from the annotation of a GenBank genome assembly.
GGUCGACCAAUCCGACUGAUACCAAGCCUAACUGGAGAUUGUUGGGAUUGGUACCAAGCCUAACUGGUACCAAUCCUCCAAGCCUAAGAUUGGAACUGGUGCAUGCCUACCUUUGACAAUGUUGUGCAAAUCUGUAUCAGUAUUAUUGAUCGCGUUCAUUCGAAUUAAUUUUUCCAAUUUCAUUUAGAUAUAACAUGCAAAGAGAUGUCUCCAAUCAUUCACAUUCGGUUUUUUAAUAUCUGGUGGUAUGUAUUAGCGAAAGAUAGAAUAUGAGCAUGAUAUCCUAGUUCCAGCUCGGAAUUGUUCGUGUGUAACAUUUAAAUUAUGAAGUCGAUAACGAAUCGGAACACCUUUAUGCAUCGUCUUUACAUCUGAACAAACUUUGAUCACAUUAUCACAAUUCAUAAAUUCAACAACAUUUUGUUUCCAUUCGGAUCAAUAUCUUAAUUUGAUGGUUUGAUAUUUUUAGAAAUAUUAACCCCAAAUUCUCGACGUGAGCUUCGAUUAACACCACGUGGUAUGUUGUUCAAAUUAUAG